Messenger RNA from Leucoraja erinaceus (little skate), 2181 nucleotides. RefSeq names its product renin (gene ren). Gene Ontology annotation, molecular function: aspartic-type endopeptidase activity. Gene Ontology annotation, biological process: angiotensin maturation. The transcript is spliced from 9 exons. The record is from RefSeq and is a predicted model, not a curated record. NCBI's taxonomy places the organism in Eukaryota, Metazoa, Chordata, Chondrichthyes, Rajiformes, Rajidae. Bases 174 to 1352 code for a protein of 392 amino acids.
AAGAGCUUGAAGGGGCAGGACAAUGAUAGGCAGGGAUGAGAGGGAGCCAAUGGCAAGAUGGAUCGUGAAGUAGCGAGCCUUGGCAAGGGACCAUAUAAAAAUCAGCGGAGCCACAAACUUCACCCUGAGGAGCGUUUCUAACGUGAGGGAACAAGAAGAGAGGAGCCUGCAACAUGAACCUAGUCAUGAAGUGGCUGAUUCUUCUCUGUGGCUGCUGCAUCUCACCAACGAUCACCUUGAAAAGGCUUCAUCUCCAUAAAAUGCCAUCCAUUCGCCAGACCCUGCACCAGAUGGGACUGAAUCCGACCGCUGUCUUUGGGGAGGGUAACAAGAUGAAUAUACACAACGGCACAUCCCCGACAAUGCUGACCAACUACCUGGACACCCAAUACUUUGGGGAGAUCAGCAUUGGGACCCCACCACAGACCUUCAAAGUCAUCUUUGACACGGGAUCUGCCAAUCUCUGGAUACCCUCUGCCAGAUGCUCAUCCAGCUAUGCCGUCUGUGAAUCCCAUGACAGAUACAACUCCUCCAUGUCAACAACCUAUGAAGCCAAUGGAAAAGGAUUUGCUAUUCACUACGGAACUGGUAGUGUGAGGGGCGUUCUCAGUCAAGAUAUUGUGAUGGUGGCCGAUCUUCCGGUUAUCCAGGUCUUUGCCGAAGCCACCUCGUUGCCUACCAACCCGUUCAUCUUCGCCAAGUUCGAUGGGGUGCUCGGGAUGGGGUUCCAGAGCAUUUCUAUCGACAACAUCAAACCCGUGUUUGAGCAGAUCCUGGACCAACAUGUCCUCAGUGAAGACGUCUUCUCAGUCUACUACAACAGGGAUUCGCACCAGAAAACCGGUGGUGAACUCAUCCUGGGCGGCACCGACCCGUCUUACUACACCGGAGAAUUCCACUACCAGAACCUGGUGAAGAAAGGCUUCUGGCAAAUCGGCAUGAAGGGAAUUUCCAUCGACGGGGAACUAACUCUGUGCACUAAUGGGUGUGCUGCCAUUGUAGACACGGGUUCAUCCUACAUCAGUGGGCCGGCUGCAGAUAUCUUGACCAUAGUCAAUGCCAUCGGGGCCACGCUGCUGCCAGAGAGACCGUUUACCGUUGACUGCGACAAAAUCCAUACCUUGCCUCACAUCUCGUUCAACCUAGGAGGAAAGAAUUACCUGAUGAAGGGGGAGGACUACAUUAUGAAGGAGUCUCAAUACGGGGUGGAGGUGUGCACCGUUGCCUUUGAAGGGCGUGACAUCGCUCCACCAACUGGGCCUCUGUGGGUCCUUGGUGCCAGCUUCAUCAGCCGAUACUACACCGAGUUCGACCACAAGAACCACAGAAUAGGCUUUGCCCAGGCGGUUUAAGCCAGGACGAGGCGAGACCUCCCACGGCAAACCUCGGUGACGGUGCCAUUCACUUUCACACGGUUCGUGCCGCGGCAGGUCAACUUUCACGCCUGGAGCCGGCAACACGACGGCAUGAUCCAAAUGAGGGCACAGGCAUGAGACAAAGUGGUUUAGUACCUUCCACUGGUCUUACACUUCCCAAUAAUCGAUAUUGUUAUUAUUAAUGUUUUAUGUGUCACUCUAUGCCAUGUUGUCACUUGCGGGCGGAGCACCAAGGCAAAUUCCUUGUAUGUGAAUACUUGGCCAAUAAACUUAUUCAUUCAUUCAUUCAAUGUAUUUAAUCACUAGUUUAGUUUAGUUUAGAAAUACAGUGUGGAAACAAGCCCUUCGGCCCUCCCGAGUCCAUGCCGACCAGCGAUCCCGCACUCUAUCCUAAACAGUGAAAAGCAACGAUACAUACAGCACAUAAAAUAAAAUUUAACAUAAACAUCCGCCACAGUGGAAUCAACAUUCCCCACUGUGAUGGAAGGCAAUAAAGUUCAGUCAUCUUCCUCCUUGGUGGUGGUCGGGGCCUUUGGUUUAGUUAAAGAGAUACAGCAUGGAAACAGGCCCUUCGGCCCAACCGAGUCUAACACUCACUAGGGACAGUUUAACUUUAUAGUUUAAGUUAAAUUCAUGAAGGGUUCAGGCAGAUAGUAACAUUUGGGGGAAGGGUCAAGGACAAAAAAAUAAAAAUAAAAAAUAAAAAAGUCAGGGUGAUAUGAUUAGUUUUGCGUACUAGCCAGGGUAUGCAAAGAAGGGCCACAUAAAGGGCGUCAACUAAGUUACAAAGUAUCCCACGCCACCA